GUUUACGAACUUUGGAGCUAGCGUUAUGUGGUGGGAUGUUUGAUGAAAGCAGUUAGCAGUUAAUGUUUAGAAGUACUUAGAUAGGCAACAAUUAUAUUAUCUGUGCAACAUAUACUAUUCCAUGAAACCUUCAGAUUAAAUAGUUUUAACGCUGGCAGCAAGUUAAAGCACAUUUCUAUUCCCUGUUGUGUAUAUGACAGCGUGGUUUAGUCGAGACUAUAGCUUACAUGGACCAUGGAUGUUUCAGUGGGUGACGUUGUUAUUCCAGGUGACAAUUUUGCAGGUCUUCCAUCUCCGCCGGGUAAAACUCAAUCUGUAAUAGGACCAGGGCUUAGGUUAGAAACUGAUAAAGUGAUUGUGUCACGGUGUGGAAUAAUCAGGCAAAAAGGUGCCAACACAUAUUUUGUCGAUGGUUAUCAUCAGAAACGCUACAUACCAGCCAAGGGAGAAACAGUUGUUGGAACAAUAACUAAUAAGUCUGGUGACAUAUUCAAAGUUGACAUCGGUGCCAGCGAACAAGCUUCUCUGUCCUAUCUUGCCUUCGAGGGGGCGACGAAGAAGAACCGACCAAAUGUUCAAGUUGGAGACAUCGUAUUUGCCAAAUUGAUAUUGCCAAGUAAGGAUAUGGAACCAGAACUGGUUUGUGUUGAUUCCCAUGGAAAGAAGGGCAAGCUUGGCCCUGUACCAGAAGGUGGAUUCGUAUUCAGCUGUAGUUUAAAUCUUAUACGGAAAAUACUUCGCAAAAACUGUCCAUUGCUGCGUAUCCUAGGGACCAGUAUACCACACGAGAUAGCUGUUGGAAUGAAUGGAAGAAUAUGGGUCAAAGCAUCCACUGUGAAGGAAACUGUUGCCGUUGGUAACGCUAUUUUAGCAGCAGAAUAUACGGACAACGACGAAAUUAAAGAUAUGUGCCAAAGUAUUUUUGGAAAGCUGUCUAGGGAAUAGUAAAUAAUCUCUUGUGACUAUGUCAAAUGGUGUUCAACUUCGUAUCUUUACCUUGUAAUUUGUUUUAAAUGUGUCAUUACCUUCUGUUUGUAUUGCCUGUUAAAAUCAGUAAAG
Messenger RNA from Schistocerca americana (American grasshopper), 1059 nucleotides. RefSeq names its product exosome complex component RRP40-like. Gene Ontology annotation, cellular component: cytoplasmic exosome (RNase complex); nuclear exosome (RNase complex). Bases 235 to 945 code for a protein of 236 amino acids. The record is from RefSeq and is a predicted model, not a curated record. Gene Ontology annotation, biological process: U4 snRNA 3'-end processing; CUT catabolic process; exonucleolytic trimming to generate mature 3'-end of 5.8S rRNA from tricistronic rRNA transcript (SSU-rRNA, 5.8S rRNA, LSU-rRNA). Gene Ontology annotation, molecular function: RNA binding. The transcript has a single exon. Lineage: Eukaryota; Metazoa; Arthropoda; Insecta; Orthoptera; Acrididae.